Medicago truncatula (barrel medic) is the source of this 1369-nucleotide messenger RNA. Its product is annotated as peroxidase 15. The coding region runs from base 132 to 1199 and encodes 355 amino acids. The transcript is spliced from 4 exons. The record is from RefSeq and is a predicted model, not a curated record. Gene Ontology annotation, molecular function: heme binding; peroxidase activity. NCBI's taxonomy places the organism in Eukaryota, Viridiplantae, Streptophyta, Magnoliopsida, Fabales, Fabaceae. Gene Ontology annotation, biological process: hydrogen peroxide catabolic process; response to oxidative stress.
GUUCUCACACAUCAACCACAAGCCUUUUCUAGGAGCCAUUCACGACUCAUUGUCCCUUCUUUUUCUAUAAAUAAGUGCUUAUUUUAUACACAUUCUCAGUAUCACUUUCACUUUCACUUUCACAACAAACAAUGAACUCCCUUCGUGCUGUAGCAAUAGCUUUGUGCUGUAUUGUGGUUGUGCUUGGAGGGUUACCCUUCUCUUCAAAUGCACAACUUGAUCCAUCCUUUUACAGGAACACUUGUCCAAAUGUUAGUUCCAUUGUUCGUGAAGUCAUAAGAAGUGUUUCUAAGAAAGAUCCUCGUAUGCUUGGUAGUCUUGUCAGGCUUCACUUUCAUGACUGUUUUGUUCAAGGUUGUGAUGCAUCAGUUUUACUGAACAAAACUGAUACCGUUGUGAGUGAACAAGAUGCUUUUCCAAACAGAAACUCAUUAAGAGGUUUAGAUGUUGUGAAUCAAAUCAAAACAGCUGUGGAAAAGGCUUGUCCUAACACAGUUUCUUGCGCUGAUAUUCUUGCCCUUUCUGCUGAAUUAUCAUCUACACUGGCAGAUGGUCCUGACUGGAAAGUUCCUUUAGGAAGAAGAGAUGGUUUAACAGCAAACCAAUUACUUGCUAAUAAAAAUCUUCCAGCUCCUUUCAAUACUACUGAUCAACUUAAAGCUGCAUUUGCUGCUCAAGGUCUCGAUACUACUGAUCUGGUUGCACUCUCGGGUGCUCAUACAUUUGGAAGAGCUCAUUGCUCUUUAUUUGUUAGCCGAUUGUACAACUUCAACGGUACAGGAAGUCCGGAUCCAACUCUUAACACAACUUACUUACAACAAUUGCGCACAAUAUGUCCCAAUGGUGGACCUGGCACGAACCUUACCAAUUUCGAUCCAACGACUCCUGAUAAAUUUGACAAGAACUAUUACUCUAAUCUUCAAGUGAAAAAGGGUUUGCUCCAAAGUGAUCAAGAGUUGUUCUCAACAUCUGGUUCAGAUACCAUUAGCAUUGUCAACAAAUUUGCAACCGAUCAAAAAGCUUUUUUUGAGAGCUUUAAGGCUGCUAUGAUCAAAAUGGGAAAUAUUGGUGUGUUAACUGGGAAACAAGGAGAGAUUAGAAAACAAUGCAACUUUGUUAAUUCAAAAUCAGUAGAACUAGGUUUAGUCAAUGUGGCUUCCACAGAUUCAUCAGAUGAGGGUAUGGUUAGCUCAAUGUAAUUGUAGUGAUUGGAAGCAACUAAUAAAUUAAUAAGCUAUAACUAGGCACAUUCAUGGUAUGUGUGAGAUAGUUGUUAGAUGCUUUGUGAGCUAAAAUCGUUUGUAUUUCAUUUGAAGUGUUUCUUUGAGUUGUGAGUUGAUAAUGAUCAUUUUCUGUUUCUUAUUUCGGA